AUUGAGCUGACCAAUAGCUAUGUUGUUGAUGUAAACAACUUCAGAUUUUCCAGUUUACUUAUUGCAGGAUACAUUGAGGAACUCUGGACAAAAGUGCUCUUUAGGAGUAGGCAAUCCUUAAUGUCAGCAGUAUGGGGCAUCAGGUGAUAAUAUUCGACUUCUCUGCUAUAAGAAGUUUGUGGGAGAUUCGGGUUAAGAAGCACAAAGAACGGCAAAAAACGGAGAAGGAAAGACAGGCCAAAAGCGCAUUAGAAAAGAUAAGACAAGAAUGGGACAUUAUGCUAGAGUGCAGAAGAAAUGGCAUUCCUCAAGCUGCAUAUCUGAAGAAUGGUUUCAUAGAUACUAACCACAUUUUGGAUAAGCUUGAACAGAACUCUGUGCUCCUUAAGAAGAUUGCUUUGUUGCAUGAAACGCAGAAAGAAAGAAACAGGUUUAUUUUUCAACUUUCAGGGGAGAACUGGACGGAGUUCCCAGAUGCACUGAAGGAACAAACACAUCUGAAAGAAUGGCAUGUAAACAAUACAAAUAUUGCAACCAUUCCUGCUUACAUUGCCUUAUUUCAGGAGUUGAGAAUUCUACAGUUAUCCAGUAACCAGAUUACAGAUCUUCCUGUUGAAAUAGGUUGUUUAAAAAACCUGAAAGAACUCAAUGUGAGUUUUAACCGUUUGAAGACAAUUCCUCCAGAACUGGGAGACUGUGAAAAUCUGGAAAAACUUGAUUUGUCUGGAAACCUUGAGCUAGCAGAGCUGCCCUUCGAACUAAGUAAUUUGAAGCAAGUGACUUAUGUAGAUGUGUCAGCAAACAAAUUUCCCACAAUUCCAAUAUGUGUGCUCCGGAUGUCAAAUUUGCAGUGGUUGGAUAUUAGCAGCAACAGUCUCAAAGAACUCCCACAAGACAUGGACAGGCUAGAAGAAUUACAAACUCUUCUCCUGCAAAAAAACAAGUUGAUUUACCUUCCACAAUCUUUGGUUAAUUUGCCAAAACUCAGUUUACUGGUGGUAAGUGGUGACGAUUUGGUCCAGAUGCCCACAGCUAUCUGUGAAUCAACCACUGGUUUAAAAUUUAUAAGCCUCAAGGAUAACCCUCUUGAAACAACCUCAUUUCAAGAGACUGAAGAAAUAUCAGAAAGUGACCGUGAUCGUGAGCAGUUUGAAAAAGAAUUUAUGAAAGCUUAUAUUACAGAUUUACGAGAAAGAGAGUCUGUUCCUUGCUAUACUACAAAAGUGACAUUUAGUCUCCAAAUCUGAGAACUGGAUUUGUACAUCACAGGAAAACCCCAACAAUUAAUUUUGCCAAAACAAACUGGAAAACCUCAUUAGCAGAAUACCAACACAAACAACUGGUAUCGGUGGUAGUUAAUAUGCAGUGGAAGCUUCAA
Messenger RNA from Eublepharis macularius, 1378 nucleotides. It is a transcript of the gene LRRC2, whose product is annotated as leucine rich repeat containing 2. The coding region runs from base 132 to 1247 and encodes 371 amino acids. NCBI's taxonomy places the organism in Eukaryota, Metazoa, Chordata, Lepidosauria, Squamata, Eublepharidae. The record is from RefSeq and is a predicted model, not a curated record. The transcript has 9 exons. Gene Ontology annotation, molecular function: protein binding.